Molecule: messenger RNA, 1083 nt
Organism: Penaeus vannamei (Pacific white shrimp)
Lineage: Eukaryota; Metazoa; Arthropoda; Malacostraca; Decapoda; Penaeidae
Source: RefSeq, a predicted model, not a curated record
AUGGAGGCGGUGGAUUUGGCGGAGGAAGCGGUGGCGGCAGCGGUGGAUACGGCGGUAGCAGCGGUGGCGGUGGAUUGGAGGUAUGGAGGCGGUGGAUUCGGUGGAGGAAGCGGCGGCGGCAGCGGCGGUGGAUACGGCGGAGGCAGCGGAGGCGGAGGCGGUGGCAGUGUAGUUGCCGGAAUUCUGGUUGGCAGCGGAACUCUCUCGGGAGGAGGCGGCGGCGGCGGCGGCGGCGGCGGCGGUUACGGAGGUGGAAGCGGAGGAGGUUUUGGCGGAGGAAGCGGAGGAGGUGGAGGCAGUUUUGGUGGGGGAAGUGGAGGCAGUUUUGGUGGGGGAAGCGAGGUGGAUUUGGAGGCAGCGGAGGUGGCAGCAGCUCAGGCGGAUACGGAAAGUGAUGUUGGGGCGAAUGAUGGCCAUGAUGUACAUGGCAGCAGCGGAAGGCCAUGGCGGUGGAGAAGGUGGAGGCGGAUAUGGUGUGGCGGUGGAGGAGGUGGUGGAGGCGGAGGAUUUGGAGGCGGUGGAUUUGGCGGAGGUGGAGGCCAAGGAGGCGGUGGAUUUGGCGGAGGAAGCGGCGGCGGCAGCGGUGGAUAUGGCGGUAGCAGCGGUGGCGGUGGAUUUGGAGGUAAUGGAGGCGGUGGAUUCGGUGGAGGAAGCGGCGGCGGCAGCGGUGGAUACGGCGGAGGCAGCGGAGGCGGAGGCGGUGGCAGUGUAGUUGCCGGAAUUCUGGUUGGCAGCGGAACUCUCUCGGGAGGAGGCGGCGGCGGCGGCGGCGGCGGCGGCGGUUACGGAGGUGGAAGCGGAGGAGGUUUUGGCGGAGGAAGCGGAGGAGGUGGAGGCAGUUUUGGUGGGGAAGUGGAGGCAGUUUUGGUGGAGGAAGUGGAGGUGGAUUUGGAGGCAGCGGAGGUGGCAGCAGCUCAGGCGGAUACGGAGGCGAUGAACCCCAAUGCGGCCAAAACUGAUCAGCUGAGAGCAGUUAAGAAAAUUUAUGUUGAUUCUAUUGCAAGAAAGUCAGUUCGAGAGAAAACAUUCUUGAAAAUUAAGUUUGAAUCCUUAUUUUUCACAAGGAACAUACUUGUUCAUUGA